This is a messenger RNA of Portunus trituberculatus (swimming crab), 6634 nucleotides long. RefSeq lists its product as uncharacterized. The transcript has 11 exons. NCBI's taxonomy places the organism in Eukaryota, Metazoa, Arthropoda, Malacostraca, Decapoda, Portunidae. The record is from RefSeq and is a predicted model, not a curated record. Gene Ontology annotation, molecular function: metal ion binding. Bases 227 to 6634 code for a protein of 2135 amino acids.
UAGAAGUAAACGAUAAACCAUUGAAACCACCAAGUGACAACAGAAAAUGGCGGAUGUGAGUGAAGCAUCGGGACGUGGCUGAUAAUUUCCAGGAUAUUCCAGGCACAAGACGGUAUUCUUGCGGCGGUGAAUGUUCCCUGAGUUGGUGAACAUCCUUGAGUGCAUUUGUGACAGGUUUAUGGGAUCAGCCACCAAGCCAUACAGAGCUUCCUUUUGACGGUCAGCCAUGGAGCCUAAAGAAAAUGAAAAAAUGGCUGGCAAGAAGAGAAAGAAAUUGCAGACUCAGUUUGUAAUGUGUCAGCGUCUGUGCCGGCCCAUGCCUGAAGUGAAGCGGGUGAUGAAGAGACUAUCUUCAACCAGGAAGUUUUGCAAGGACUAUGAAUGGAAGCGUAGACCUUUCAUUCCUCGCAAAUCUCGAAAGGCAGAUGGUGUGGGCAGCCAGCAUGAAGAGAAAGAUUCCAUGAUUGUGAACGCCGGAGUGCAUACCAACACUCGGAGCAAAGAGGAAGAAAAUCUGGCUGAGAAAAAUAGAGUUGCCUACUUUGCCACUCAUAACAAAGAGGGAGAGCUUGUAGCUGAGAAAAGUAACACAAACUCUGACACUCAGAGCAAAGAGGGAGAACAUGUGGCUGAGGAAAGUGGAGCUUACUCUGACACUCAAAACAAAGAGAAAGAACCUGUGUCUGUGAAAGGUGAAAUCCUCUCCCACAUUCAGAGUAGAGGGGGAGAACCUGCGACAGAGGAAGUUGUAUAUGCUGAUGCUGAGAUGAAUGAGGAAGAAUACGCUAGUGACAGUAAUUCUAAGUUCUCAUGUUCAUGUGAGAUCAUUGACACUGUGAACAAGUCAGAAAGUGAGAGAAGGAGGCGAGUGAUGGAGUUGUUGGGUCAACUUGAUCGAGACUCCUCUGUCAUCCUCAAACCAUCUCAGGAUCCAAGGGAGCAGGAUGUAUUGGUCCCCUAUAUCUUAGAAAGCAGCGAUGCAGGUCACUCAGAUAAAGCAGCAGCAGCCUGUAAGAGUCACUGUUCAAAUACUUCACAGCCACAAAAAAAGAAAAAAUUCAAGACUAAUUACAACGAUGCAUUGAAGAACACACUAGAAGAAUUGAUCACUGCAGAACCAUCAACUGUCAAGAGACGCAGGAUCCAUAAGAAGCGUGUCUCAAAUACCAUACCAGAGAAGAUGAACAUUACUGGACAAAGAAAACUGAAGAGAUCAAAGGCCAGUGAUAAAGAACUGUCUGGACAUGUAGAAAGGAAGUCAGAUGUUGCAGGACCACAAAGGAUAAAGAGGUGCAAGAUCAUGGGUUUUUAUGUGACUGAACACAUUGAAGGAAAACCAAUUGCUGCAGAACCACAGAAAUGGGAGGAAGAACUUGAAAGCAACAAGAAUAUUAAUGAAGAUAUUUCAAAAAAUUCACAAGAGAAGUCAAGCACUGCAGGACCAAGAAAACGGAGGAGAAUUAAGGCCAUUGAUAAGAUUGUGCCUAAGCUUACACAAACUCCAAAGCCACAACUAGGCAGCCAAAAGAGAGGAAGAAAGAGCAAAGCAGAAAAGGCCAGGUUAUUACUGUUAGAGCAGAUGGUUCAGUGUUACUGUGUGUUGCAAAACUCCUCUAGUGACUCCCACAGGCACAUUGCUCAUCUCCUUAGCCAGGAAAUUGUAAAGGCAAAGAAAGGUGAAUUGUCUUCUGCACAUUCUGAAGCAUCUCAUGGACAGGGUUUUGAUGUGUCAACAAAGCCUAGUGAGACAACAGAGGCCAGGGUUGAUGACUGCCAGUUGCAGGAAGAUUUUGAGUCUCAGGUGUUGGAGAUAGAGGCCACCUUCCUUAUGAAUGCAUCAGCUGGUGGUGGUCAAGAAAUCCCAGGGAUGUCGCUGCUCUCUCACACAUUGCAGUGUUCAAGUGAGAACACCGAAGUAAGUGAUAGGACAGAAGAAAGUAACACCAAUAAAGGCUUGAGGGAAGCCUUGGAGAAAAGCAGUGAGCUUCUGCCACCCAUCCUUACCCCACAGUAUGCUCAGUUUAAACCAUAUUUAUCAUUACCCUCUUGUAUAUGCUCAGACGACUCUCUUUCACCUGACAAACAUAACACUAUCUCUAAACAUGAGUCUCCUGUUUCACAGAACAUUCCAUUUGACAAUGAACACACACAGGCAAAGCCUGCACACUCGGGCCUCCAUUACACAUCCCCUGUGUGCAUAAAAUCUGUGUCUCAUACAUCACUUCAAAACACACACACAUCAUUGCCAGGUAUGAUGCAAAACCUGCCUGGCAGUGCUGAUAGCCACACUGAGCCACAACAUAGUCACCCAUCAUAUUGCAUGCAACAGGAAACCUCUUCUUCCAUCAUUCCUCACAGCACUGAUGCAGACCUGAAUGCAUGUUUCCCAGACCACACUGUGACAAAACUUCAUGUAUCCAUCCCCCAAGAUAGCCCACCUGAAGGCCAUUCCUUUGUCCUAAAUCACAUACAAGCAGAUCCUAAAGUUGGCUUUGAAGAAAACCAAGAACAACCUGAGUUUUCAUCCCCUCAACACACACAGUUAGAAUCCUUUUCAUUAAUACCACACCACACACAAACAGAACCUCUCCGCUCACAAUCUGAGCCCUGUUAUCCAGUCUGCUCAUCACCCAAGAAAAAGGCACUAAAGUCUUCACAGAAGUUUAUGUGCAACUACAACUUAAGAUCUAAAGGUCUUAGUAAUGAUGUCAGUGAAACUGGAAGACCCACUGAGGUCAGCAACUUGACCUCCCUAUUGAAGAAGCAUUGCAAGAGUGAACCACGAGUGUGCCUUAGGAAAGUGGAGUGUGAUCCUUCUUUAGUUGUGAUCAAGAAUGCAGAGUCCCAGAGAUUAUCAGGCCCCAUUGCUCGAGACAUGUCUCUUCCUAUUUCCAUUCCAUUUUCUAUGCUUUCCUUGCCAAGUGAACAGAGAAAUGUCAUGGAAGUGUUGGAAAAAGUUGUUGACUGCCAAGAAGAGAAAUCCGUCAAGGGGAAGUUACAGGAAAGCAGUAGUAAGAGUGCUUGCAUGGAAGAUGAUAGUGAUGAGAAAAGGCUUAUUUCCAAUGCACAGGGAAGCACAGGUGAUGAGAGUGAUGUUAGUGUGGUAAGUGAUGGAGGUGCUGAGAAUAGUGUUAAGGAAACAAGUUGCGAGAAGAGUCAGGGAGGAAUUGCUGAGGAGAACUUUUUUAAUGAGAUGUUUCAUGAGAGUUCUGAGAAGGGGCCUAGUGUGAUGCAAGAAGGAACUGAUCUUGAGAACAGUCAGGGGGAAACUGUUGAAGGAAGUCUUCUAGAGGAAAAAUUUGGUGAGAUGUCUCAGAACAGUGAUUUAAACCAAGAAACUGGUGUUGAGAGUCUGGGAGGAACUUUUGAUGGAAACAUUUUAAAGGAGACAUCUGGUAAGAGUUCUCAUAAGACAGAGGAUAAUGAGAUGACCCAAGAAGAAACUGAUGCUGCAAACAGUCAAGGAGGAAUUGUUGAUGGAAACUUUUGUGAUAAGAUGUGUAUUGAGGACUGUCAGGAGGUGGAGACUAUUGAAAUAAACCAAGAAGGAACUGAUGAAGCUUCUGCCAACAACCAGGGAAAGUCAGAUAAUGCAGAACAUCAAAAGGUGUUGCAGAGGGUUGAGAACAAUUAUGAAGCAUCACAGGUUGAGGUAUGUCAGGUGCUGGCUGUGAGUGUUGGCAACAGUUGGGAGGGAAAGAGUGGUGAGCAGGGUGAGAUGGUGGUGGUGGCUGCUGUGAACAGUGAGGGAAGGGCAGAAAUUGAAAUGUGUCAGAUGAUGGCAGUGAAUGGUGUUAACAGCCAGGAGGCUACAAGUGCUAAGGGAUCUCAGCUGGUGGUGGUGAGUGGUGGUGACAAUCAGGAAGGAGGUGGUCAGGUUCAUGGAGAAGGUAUUAAUAGCUUUAUACCUUCUCUCUACAGUGAUGGAAAUAGUAACUCUGAUUUUGAUAAUACAACACUCCAUCUUCACCAAAGAAGCAAGUCAGCUCACUGUAAUUUUGAUGCAAAAAAAUCAAAUUUGGAUCAAACAUCAAUUAGUAAUGAUGAUGGUGGUAGGAACAGUGGCAGAGCAACACUUGGGCAGGACUUGUGCUCAGGUAUCAUUGAACAAUCAGGCACCCUUAAUGUGGAUGAAGAAAGAGUUAACUUGGCAGAUGAUAAACAGUGCCCUCCAGGAAAUGAUGAACCUUCACUGUACCAGAGUGAGUGUGGUGCUGCAGGUGUCCUGUGUGACACUUCUUGCAUUACUACACAGUGUGUGCAUUACUUACCAACUGAGACAGAACUUCUAGAAGAUUUAGAAAGGCAUUUAGAUUAUACAAGAAGAGACUGGGAUGGGCAGAGCAGCUUUGAGUUACCAGAGGUCACCUUAAAGGACACUGCUGUGGGAGAAACCUCUCCAGCACAGGCAUCUUCAGAGGAACAAGGUGAGCCAAGACAGGGCUGUGAGUCACCUGCCCCUGCCUCAGCACCACAUUGUGAAGGCCACAACAUGCACACUGACCACACCAACUUAAAUGAAGAAGGGAAAGCAGAUAUGGAGGCAGCAAGCAAUGGAGACGCAGCAAACUCAGAUGGAGAGGAUGUGCUGUCUCUGUACACUGACUAUAGUCUUCUAGAUGCUGAUAUUAGUGGGGAAGCGGUCCCACAUUGUGAAGCUGAUGACUUGAAAGAGUUCCAUGAUACUGAGGAAAAUUAUACAGAACAUUCCUCAGUCAGCAAGAAUGAAGGGAUGGCAGGUGAUCUUAAAGGAAGCGUGCUCGCAGAUCUUUCUGAACACAGUCAGAGUGGUGAUGGACUAGAAGUAGGCACAGCAUCAGACGAGGCAUUGUGUUUGACGGAUUCUGACACAGAAAGUCUACAGUCUAAAUCCUCUGUCAUUGAUCGCAUUGUGGAAAAUGAGGCAAAGUGCACCUUGGAGGAGGAGAUGUUGGAGAGUGAUGCUUUGAACAACCUUCCAUCAGGAGUCAAAGAUGGUCAGAGUAAUGAAGCUGAAGGGCCUGUAGAUGAACAGGAAGUCACAGCAAGUCCUUUACUAUCUCCACGUGAAGUAUUGCUAGGUGACAGUUGUUCCAGAGAAUGCUCUGUCCCCACUAGUGCACCAAACAAUGUUACUUCUCCACAUUGCUCUAAACCCUCCCAAAACCAAAAGAAUUUCAUUCCUCUUCAGGCAAAUAAGCCUGGACAGAGAGGCUCUAGGGACCAAGAAGCUGCCUGUGAUAAAACAAUAAAUGAUGAGAGUCAUUGUCCAUCAAGCAAGUCAAAUAAGAAAACCCAACCACCUCCUGCUGCCCCAACACCAGCAAUUCCCCCACCACCUCCUCACAGGAAGAGAACCACCUUUGUGCCCAGACUUCUGCUGCCAGAAAAUAUGGGCAUCUGUUUUUUCUUUAUCAACAGAGGCUUCUGUGAGCGCCAGGACUGCCACUUCAGCCAUGAGAUAACAUUGGAGUGCGAGAGGUACCUUGGGCUGCGGAUCCUCUUUCUGGUAACUGAUAGUCGCCAGAAUGAAGCGUGGACCCUACUUAGGCAUCACCUCUCUCACCAUCGCAACUCUCUACCUCUGGCUGUAUCCCUCCUCUUGCCCCUCGCCAAGCAUCUUGUGACUCUCUCUCACGAUAAGCAGCCGUCAUGUAUAAGAGUGCCAAGUUUCCUCACCCUUCCUCUGGAUGUUGCUAAAGUGAGAGUCUUGUGUGAGGAACGUCAUGGUAAGGCAGCCUUCAGGCUCCUCUGUUCCUGUCACACUAGAGCAUCACCUGAGGGCCUCAAAAUUCUUCUCAACAUUUUUGUCAGAUUUUGUGAGAGCUUCUCUGAGAGGCAGAUGCUGAGCCCUUGGGAUAAGGUGGUUUUCUGGGGCUAUGACUGUUAUGGAGGUGAUUCUGAAGCCAAGUUGAAAGACUUGCUCAAUAUUGAGUGGCUAAGACUUAAGAUGUCAAGUGGCAAUGUCAGUAAGGUGUUGGAGGCCUACAGUCACUUGAGUCAAGCCCUAACAUCACCUAAUAUGUUCUUCACACACAUCACGUGUCAAGUUAUCAGCUACUUUAUUGAUGCAGGCAAGCUUCAAGACAGCUUUAGAGUGUUGGGUGAGGUGCGGCGGCUACGAGCUAACAGCUCUUCCAUCUUCAUGGCUCUCAUACCCACCAAGAGGGAAAGUAUACAGUCUCUUGUAACAGAAUUACAGGAGCUUGGUGGGCUAGUUUGUGAAUUGUGUGUUCCUAUGCCCGCAAGUAGCUGGAGCCUUUUGCUCUCUCACAUGAUGGCAAUCCAUGAUCUAUCUAUGACCUUGGACCUUUUAUGGGUGCAGAUGAACUUUAUGACACCAGAAAUUGAUAUUUUGAAGUGCCUGCUAGAAGAGGGCAUUGCAAAAGGUCCCGCCAUGCUGCAGCCCUUGUGCAGUUUUGUGUGUCGGCUCCCUGAGCAGGUGUUGAGACCACUGGAGGGUUCACUAAGCUGCCUAUUGAGUGCCUGCACUCCUUCGUCUCAGCACAUUAAAUCCCAAAUCAUUCAGCAUUGCAAGAAAUUUGGUAUCAAUUUGAGGCCACUUUUCAAUGAUUCAGCUUUGCUGAUAGAGGAACAGACUGAACAUUACCAGUGCAAUUCCUCAGUCUUUUUGAAAGAAAAAACUCAGCAUUAA